CCCAAGAUCUUUAUAAACGACACUUUCCAAGAAUAUGCAGUGUCCCCAUGCAGUUAUGGUAGAGAAAGGAAUGGCCGCAUCGAUUAUCUCUCUCCCCAUGCUAAAAAGGUGGUGCCACUGAGAAUGCAAAUCAAAGCUAAGCUGCUCAACCCUCCAGAAGAGAAAGAAACAAAAGAAAGAAAGAAAUAGCAUAAUUUUAGGAAUCAUAAUGGGGGAGCCAUGCAUAAUUGACAGAUUCAUAGACAAAGGCAACCCAGUAAGCCACAGGCUCUUCAGAGUCCGCAGGACUGUGUUCCAAAUGCUGGAUGACAGGGGCUACAUUGUGGGCGAUGCGGACCUCAAUAUGACUCUGUCCGAGUUUCGCGUUAAUUAUGGUGAAGAACCAAGUAGGAGUGACCUCUUCAUCUCUACCAAAAGCCGCACUAACCCAAGAGAAAAGAUAUGUGUAUUCUUUAAUGUUAAUGAGAAACUGGCAAUAAAAGAACUUCAAGUGUAUGCAAGGCGCAUGAAAGAUGACAACGUGCAUCAGGCAAUGAUUAUUGUCCAAGGAAAAAUAACAUCAGCAGCAAAAACUGGCAUUAAAGAGAUAUCAACUCGUUACUUGCUGGAAAUAUUUGAAGAGACCGAGUUAUUGACUAACAUAAAGGAGCAUGUUCUUGUACCGGAACAUCAAAUACUCACUGUCGAAGAAAAGAAUGCCUUGCUUAAACAGUAUUCUGUUCAAGAAAAUCAGCUCCCUCGGAUGCUAGAGACCGAUCCUCUUGCCCGGUACUAUGGACUCAAGCGUGGCAAAAUACUCAAGCUCAUAUACAAUGGUAAUUUAACAGGACACUAUGUUACUUAUCGAAUUGUCUGGUAGACUUCGAUAGGUUAUGACAUUUGAAGUUAUGGCACAGAUGUAAAUACGGCUGUUGUCCAUAGAUUUACAAUGGUUGGUAGUUUUCUUUUGCUAUAGAACGUCUUGGUUAGACUCAUGUACUUAUCUGUCCAUGUAUUUACAACUGUCAGUUUACCUGUUAUUAUAGAAACUUGCAGUAAUGUACAUAAAAAUCGGCAGUGUUUUGAUAGUUAAAUGCAGCUUGGAAUAUGAUUUGUACAAUUGGUUUUA
Cryptomeria japonica (Japanese cedar) is the source of this 1108-nucleotide messenger RNA. Its product is annotated as DNA-directed RNA polymerases II and IV subunit 5A. The coding region runs from base 209 to 859 and encodes 216 amino acids. Lineage: Eukaryota; Viridiplantae; Streptophyta; Pinopsida; Cupressales; Cupressaceae. Gene Ontology annotation, biological process: DNA-templated transcription. The transcript is spliced from 4 exons. The record is from RefSeq and is a predicted model, not a curated record. Gene Ontology annotation, molecular function: DNA binding; DNA-directed RNA polymerase activity.